AUGACGCAUAUUUUCUUGUAUUCUCUGUUGUUGAUUCUCCCUGUUUCCAUUCUCCUAGUGAGGAGAAUGAGAUCAGGGAGGAGGCUUCCACCCGGGACACUCGGGCUACCAAUCAUAGGCCAAAGCCUUCAACUUCUGAGGGCAAUGAGAGCCAACACUGCUGAGAAAUGGCUCGAGGAGAGGGCGAAAAAACACGGUCCUAUCUCGAAGCUAAGCCUGUUUGGGAAGCCUACUGUUUUCAUCUAUGGCCGGGCUGCAAACAAGUUUGUUUUCAGCAGUGAUAGCAACGUGCUUACUAAUCAUCAAACGCAAUCCGUGAGGCGGAUCUUGGGCGACCGGUGCCUGCUGGAGCUCUGUGGCGAAGAUCAUAAGCGUGUUAGGGAUGCUCUUGUGUCAUUCUUGAAACCAGAAAGUUUGAAGCUUUAUGUUGGCAAGAUGGAUGAACAGGUUAACAGGCACCUUCAGAUGCACUGGAAAGACAAGGAUAUGGUCAAGGUUUUACCUCUGAUGAAGACCCUGACAUUCAACAUAAUUUGCUCACUUCUUUUCGGGCUCGAGACUGGUGCAAGGAGAGACCAAUUCAUCUGUCAUUUCCAACAGAUGAUUGCAGGAAUGUGGUCAAUCCCUAUUAACUUGCCAUUCACACGCUUCAAUGGAAGCCUCAAGGCUAGUGCAAAAGUAAGGAAGAUGUUGAAAGAGCUUAUACAAGAGAAGCGAUUCGAGCUAGAGCAAAAGGGAGCUUCAUCCCAUCAAGAUCUCAUCACCUGUUUGCUCAGUGUGAGAGGAGAAGAAGACAAUGAAGAAUUGAUAUCUGAAGAUGAAAUCAUUCAUAAUGCUAUGCUAAUCAUGGUUGCAGGCCAUGACACUUCCUCUGUGUUGAUUACCUUUAUAGUUAGACUUUUGGCCAAUAACCCAUCCAUAUAUGAAGCUGUUCUCAAAGAACAAGAAGAGGUGGCUCUCAGCAUGUCAUCUGAGGGGCUCCUCACAUGGGAAGACCUAUCGAAGAUGAAGUUUACUUGGCGAGUGGCCAUGGAGACAAUGAGAAUGUUUCCACCUAUAUUUGGAGGCUUUAGACAGACUGCAAAGGAUAUUGAGUAUGGUGGCUACCUAAUUCCAAAAGGAUGGCAAAUAUUCUGGGUUAUGGCCAAGACACAUAUGGACAGCAGCACAUUCCAAGAGCCAGAAAAGUUUGAUCCAUCGCGGUUUGAGAACCAAGCCACCUUGCCUCCUUACUGCUUCAUCCCAUUUGGAGGGGGACCUCGGAUAUGCCCAGGUUAUGAGUUUGCAAAGAUUGAAACUCUGGUCACAAUUCAUCGCCUCGUAACGCAUUUCACAUGGAAGUUAUGCUGCAAAGAUGAUUCCUUCAGUAGGGAUCCCAUGCCUGCACCUACUCAAGGCCUUCCUAUUCAAUUAAUUCCCAAGAAGCCAUUGUAACAUUCAAUAUAGUUUCUAGUAAGAACUAUUUUCAGUGGUCAACAGUAAAGGAAAUAUGAUAAAAGCUGCAUGCCAAUGGAUUAUAGGGGAUUUAUAGCAGCCUGAACUUGUACUUGCAUACACAAUCUGAUCUUUGGUCAAAGACUGUACUUUGUGCUGUUCUGCUGCAUUGUCUAUAAGAGAUCAAAUAUCAGUUGACCCAGUA
Messenger RNA from Ipomoea triloba (trilobed morning glory), 1639 nucleotides. Its product is annotated as cytochrome P450 716B1-like. Gene Ontology annotation, biological process: sterol metabolic process. NCBI's taxonomy places the organism in Eukaryota, Viridiplantae, Streptophyta, Magnoliopsida, Solanales, Convolvulaceae. The coding region runs from base 1 to 1434 and encodes 477 amino acids. The record is from RefSeq and is a predicted model, not a curated record. The transcript is spliced from 4 exons. Gene Ontology annotation, molecular function: iron ion binding; oxidoreductase activity, acting on paired donors, with incorporation or reduction of molecular oxygen; monooxygenase activity.